AUGGCGAUGACCCUAUCCGGCAGAACUUUCUAGCACAGGUUUGCCUACACUUUUCCAGCACCUUCCAAUUUCUCAAGACUGAAAUUAUAAAUACACGGAACAUUUGUCCAUCUUCAGCCCCGUCAUCUGAAGUCGUACUCACGCGAAAGCAAUUCCCGAAGCAAGAAUUCGUCUCUAUUUUUCGUCGAUAUUCAAGAAAAUGAAGGCAGUGGUACUGGAUGAGAAGAAAGAUAAAGUGACGAUCAGGGCGGAGUGCCGAGCAGACGAAGGCAGAAAGCACGUGGAGAAGGUGGAGCUCAAGACCCACGACGUCGAGACGGUAAAGUACGUGGAGAGAAAGCUCGUGGACAAAGGCGUGGGCAGAUUGGAGCGACACCCGGCGGAUGGGCUUCCGCUGAAGCAUGACCCCAAGAAGGGACACGGUGGAAAGUAUACUUGGGAAGGGCCGGAGAAGGAGUUCGAGGCUGAGCUGGAGGCGGAGCCGGCUAUAGACGAGAAGGAUCCGAACUAUGUGGAGGAAGAAGUGGGGGAGGAAGGGACUGAUGAGUUGGUGGUGGGAGAGGUGGAGGUGGCCAAGGCGGCGGAGGAAGGGGUGGCCCGGAUUGAGGUGGAUCCGCACUUGAAAGUCAAUUAAGUGAUAAAUGAGUAGUAGUGUGAGUAAUGCAUGUUGUAUGUUUGUGUGAGAUGGAUGGAAAGAUCGAAAGAGCAUGUAGUUUGUGUUUUGGAUGAUUAAUUAAAAAGAAUAGUUGUGGUUUCCAAAUAAUGUAGGACUUUGAAUGUUUGCAGAUUAAUUAGAUGUUUAUUUUCCUUCUU
Molecule: messenger RNA, 813 nt
Organism: Sesamum indicum (sesame)
Lineage: Eukaryota; Viridiplantae; Streptophyta; Magnoliopsida; Lamiales; Pedaliaceae
Source: RefSeq, a predicted model, not a curated record